This is a messenger RNA of Ilyonectria robusta, 1866 nucleotides long. RefSeq lists its product as uncharacterized. The record is from RefSeq and is a predicted model, not a curated record. Bases 1 to 1866 code for a protein of 621 amino acids. Lineage: Eukaryota; Fungi; Ascomycota; Sordariomycetes; Hypocreales; Nectriaceae. The transcript has a single exon.
AUGUCCCAACAAGACACGCAAAGUGGGCUGCCUUUGCUCCAUAUCCAGGGCACCUCUUAUUCCAAUGCCCACGAUGGCCUCGGCAAGCUUCCAGGGCAUGUUAAAGUCGACCCGGUGAAAAGUUCAACACAUCCCCUUGAAAGACUGACGCGACUCUUUUCCACCAUCGUCCAGUUACUUUUUCCGAUCGCACUUACAGCCUACUUUAUUUGCAUUUGGCGAUUUUUCCUCGCCCGGGACUCAGAUAACCCCGUCAAAUAUGGCAUACCCUAUGAGAUCUGGAUCUUCUACUCCUGGUUUCUCAUCGGUGUUUUUGGGUUGGGCUGGUCCAAGUUUUCUCUUAUCGGCGCGGAGAACGCUGUACAGGCUUCUAGCAAGGCAGUGAUUGCAGCGCCCAACGAAAGAAGCUGGAGCAGUCUAGGGGGAUGGAUAAAAGCUCUGAACAGGGGGAUUUUCCACAAUGAGUCGCCAUAUCACUCACUGUGGUAUUUUCUCACAGCGGUGAGCAUUCUAAUGUAUGUCGCAUUGCCACUUUCGGGUCUUUGCCUGGAGCUAUCGGAUGGCUAUGUCCCUCUAUCGACUUCUCCAAACGUUCUGGGUCAUAAGUGGGACACCUUCAAUGAAAGGCAAUCGGUUUGGUACGACACGGGCGUGGAAAAAGGGUGGCAGAUUGGAUCACCCGCCACAGUUCCUGGGUUUGGCUUGAUCUACACCCCCCCAUACAUUCAGCGAGGCGAGUACAGUACCCUCGAGAACGUGCCGAAUUCUCUAGCCUGGGAAAGCGGCAUACCUGAGAUGUUCCUUGCUCCUCAGGCCAUGACACCCGUCUCAGGUGAUGCAUGGGGUGUUCGCGCGAGUUACAACUGUUCGAUCCUGGAAGACAUUUCCGAAUUCACUAUUCUCAACCAAACACGGUCGUCAGUUCUCCGCAUAGGCUCUCGCGGCGAUUACGAAACGCCGUCUGGGGACGAGAUUUACCUAUUCAACAGCGACGCCAGCAGCGGCACCUACGCCUACAACCUUUGGGCCGAUAUUGAAAUGGGCGUCAGCAUGAUCGGUGACCAGUAUGGCCCACCAAGUUACAACGGCAGUGAGCCGAGGUCUUUUGAUCCAGACGGCGCAAAAAAAGCAGAGGUUCUCGAACUUUUGAUCUGGCAAGCGCAAACAAGCGGGUCAUACGACACUGAAGCUGCGUUCAACCGCAGCGUCGAGCCCACCGUUCAAGGGCUGGGGCAUCCCAUCAUGAAGGCCAGCAAUGGUUCCUUUAUCCGAAAUGAAACCUUUUACAAGGUCCAAGUCAGCAACAGAGGAAAUAUUAGCACCGAAGUUGCGGAUUACAAAGAAAAGUACUCAAUUCCGUACGACCGCAUCUUAUCCACUGCCAAACCCAUUGGCAUACAAUGCCGGGUCAUGUCAACUCUCGGAACCGCCCGACUUAACCCGAGAACAUCGACUUUUGACUCAUUCAAAGAGCUUUCAAACCCCCCAAUCAUUACAGCAGAGUCUCCGAUGCCUCGCCUAGGGUUUCUCACGCAAGAAACGCUUCAAGGGUCAUAUUUCGAGUUAUUUCGCGCCGCCAAUGCUCCCCCUCCGCUCACUGUCUCCAAUUCGUACAUGUACCAGAAUUUUGUCCAGCCGCAAGUUUUGAAGAAAUCUGUCAUGUUGUUGUAUGCGUUGGAAGGGCUGCAGCUCAUGUAUGACGGGGUGUAUGGGUUCGAGGGCACGUGGGACCAUCCCAACUUGACCUCCUCGAGUCCGGGAAAAAUUCUCACGGCUGGAGUCAUUCCGCCGAUUGGCCCGGUGGUGCUUUUUGUGGUUUGGGCCAUUAGUUGUACAAUGCUGCGAGUUGUGGGAUUUUUUCUUUGA